Dama dama (fallow deer) is the source of this 2499-nucleotide messenger RNA. It is a transcript of the gene GNL1, whose product is annotated as G protein nucleolar 1 (putative). Gene Ontology annotation, molecular function: GTP binding; GTPase activity. The record is from RefSeq and is a predicted model, not a curated record. NCBI's taxonomy places the organism in Eukaryota, Metazoa, Chordata, Mammalia, Artiodactyla, Cervidae. Bases 565 to 2388 code for a protein of 607 amino acids. The transcript has 13 exons.
AAAAAAAUCCACAACCGGUUGCUCCUCACAGCCUGCCAUAGAGUCGACAGACUCUCAGGCCAGAAGGCCUGAGAAGAGAGGGCUGUCGCAUCCUGAGAUCGCCAUAUCCGGUCCCCGGUUUCUAUGGUGGUAGGACCCGCCCUCCGCUCCACCGCCCCCUCCAGGUGAGUGGUAUCUUCUUCCCGGCGCGCAAGGUAGUGAUGACACGCGUCCCCCCUCCUCUGAAGGCGAAUUGGUAGCGUCCGUGACGAAGUUAGCCCGAUCCUCCCACGCGCGCCUCCUUCCUCGCCGCCGCAGCGCCCUCUCAGUGCCACUGGCUCUCACGUGCGGGUAGCCUACCCUGCAUCAUCCUCUCGCCUCGCUCUCACUGGGAAGUGACUGUAUUUCCCCCGUUGUCUUCCACCCGGGCCGCCCGGGCGCAGCGGCCCGGCCCGCCCGCUGACGUCACCUUCCAGCCCCGCCCCCUCCAGGGUCCCGGGCCCUUGCGGCGGGGGCUGCCCCGGGGGGAGUCAGUUGAGGCGGCGGGAGCUCGGCGGAGGGCGGGCCAGGUGACUGGUCCGGGCCAUGCCGAGGAAGAAGCCUUUCAGCGUGAAGCAGAAGAAAAAGCAGUUGCAGGACAAGCGGGAGCGGAAGCGAGGGCUUCAAGAUGGGCUGCGAUCCAGUUCCAACAGCCGCAGCGGGAGCCGAGAGAGGCGGGAGGAGCAGACCGACACCUCGGACGGGGAGUCUGUGACCCAUCACAUCCGCAGGCUCAACCAGCAACCUUCCCAAGGGCUGGGCCCGCGAGGCUAUGACCCAAAUCGAUACCGGCUGCAUUUUGAGCGAGACAGCCGGGAGGAAGUGGAGAGGAGAAAGAGAGCUGCCCGGGAGCAAGUGCUACAGCCCGUCAGUGCGGAGCUGCUGGAGCUGGACAUCCGGGAGGUCUACCAGCCCGGCUCUGUCCUGGACUUUCCCCGACGUCCUCCUUGGAGCUAUGAGAUGUCUAAGGAGCAACUGAUGAGCCAGGAGGAACGGAGCUUCCAGGAGUAUCUUGGGAAGAUUCAUGGGGCUUACACCUCUGAGAAACUCAGCUACUUUGAGCACAAUCUGGAGACAUGGAGGCAGCUGUGGCGAGUGUUAGAGAUGUCUGAUAUUGUUCUGCUGAUUACUGAUAUCCGACAUCCAGUUGUGAAUUUCCCACCAGCACUUUACGAGUACGUGACUGGAGAGCUUGGGCUGGCCCUGGUGCUUGUCCUGAACAAGGUGGAUCUGGCCCCGCCAGCUCUCGUGGUUGCCUGGAAGCAUUAUUUUCAUCAACACUAUCCCCAGCUCCACAUUGUCCUUUUCACCUCUUUCCCUCGGGAUCCCCGCACCCCACAGGACCCUAGCAGCGUCUUGAAGAAGAGUCGGAGGCGGGGAAGAGGAUGGACUCGGGCCCUGGGGCCAGAGCAGCUGCUGAGAGCCUGUGAAGCCAUCACUGCAGGGAAAGUGGACCUGAGCAGCUGGCGGGAGAAGAUUGCCCGGGAUGUGGCCGGGGCCACCUGGGGUAACGGCUCCGGGGAGGAGGAGGAAGAGGAGGACGGGCCAGCUGUCCUGGUGGAGCAGCAGACUGACUCAGCGUUGGAGCCGACGGGCCCCACUCGGGAGCGCUACAAGGACGGGGUGGUGACCAUCGGCUGUGUGGGUUUCCCCAAUGUGGGCAAGUCCUCGCUGAUUAACGGGCUGGUAGGCCGGAAGGUUGUGAGUGUCUCCAGAACCCCGGGCCACACCCGAUACUUUCAGACCUACUUUCUCACUCCCUCCGUGAAGCUCUGUGACUGUCCUGGCCUUAUAUUUCCCUCGCUUCUGCCCAGGCAGUUGCAGGUCCUGGCAGGGAUCUACCCUAUCGCCCAGAUCCAGGAGCCAUACACCGCCGUGGGCUACCUGGCCUCCCGGAUCCCCGUGCAGGCCCUGCUCCAUCUGCGCCACCCAGAGGCCGAGGACCCUUCUGCAGAACACCCCUGGUGUGCCUGGGACAUCUGUGAAGCCUGGGCAGAGAAACGUGGUUACAAGACAGCCAAGGCAGCCCGAAACGAUGUGUACAGAGCGGCCAACAGCCUCCUGCGGCUGGCGUUGGAUGGCCGCCUCAGCCUGUGUUUUCAUCCCCCGGGCUACAAUGAGCAGAAAGGCACCUGGGAGUCCCAUCCAGAGACCAUGGAGCUGGUGGUUUUGCAGGGCAGGGUGGGGCCAGCGGGUGACGAGGAGGAGGAGGAAGAGGAAGAGCUGAGCAGCUCCUGUGAGGAGGAGGGAGAGGAGGACCGGGAUGCGGAUGAGGAGGGGGAAGGGGAUGAGGACACCCCAACCUCGGCUCCAGGGUCCAGCCUGGCCGCCCGAAACCCUUAUGCCCUGCUGGGUGAGGACGAGUGCUGAGUCCCUGCCCUACUCCAUCUCCCCACCUCCCCAAUAUCUUUGCUUUUGGACUGACCCGGGGGUCUCUCCCGUCUGCUGCCCCAGUUGUGAAUAAAGAUUGUCUGCUUUGUA